AUGGCAACCAUGUUCGUAGGAGGACGCACCGGAAUGUGCAGCAACAUGUUGGAAGCCAUCCCUAACCCGUCCCUUCCUGCCCGCCCCGCAUCCCUUAGACCAACCAGUUUCUGCUUCCAAUCCGCCCGCGGAUCCUCUCAGGCUUUUAAGAGAGCAGGGGAUUACGGUGAUGUGGUGGAUAGAAAUGCUAACAAAGCGAAGGAGUACGUGGAGAAGGUCGAGGCGAUGGGAGACAGGACCAAGGAAGCAGCGAGCUCGAUGACCGAGGCGGCAAAGGAGAAGGUGAAAGAGAAGGCCGACUCAGUGGCAGCGAGGGUGGAGGAGUCCGCAGAUGCUGCACGCGAGAACGCGAAGGAAGGCGUGACCAAAGCCAAGGACGAGACCAAGUUUAUUGUAGAGAAGGCAAAGGACAAGACGGAGGAGGUGGCGGAGGCGGUGGGGGAGAAGGCGAAGCAGACGAUGCAGUACGCAUGGGAGGCAGCGAAGGAGACGACGCAGAAGAUCAAGGGGACUGUGGUGGGGAAGGACGUGUGAGGAGGCACGAGAGAGAGAGAUCAUUCGUCGAGUUUGUGUCUUUUCACUACAAAGUAUCACAAUAAUAAAAUCUCAUCAUGCUUCGUUCCUUAUUGUCGGAGAAGAUUAUUCAUUGUUUCUGUUAGAGAUGUAUUUAUGAGUCGUAUUUUGCACCAUAUGGAUUCCAGAAUUCUUUUUAUUAUAUUUUUUAUUUUUUAUUUUUAAAUAUAUUUUUAUUUUUAAAUACUUUUAUCGAUUGUUGAUAACGUCGUCCCGUAUAAGAGUAUGAGAAUCAAGAGCUUAUAAGUCCGUUAAGUCUUCUUUAUCUUUAGAGGUAUUUUAUGAAGUUCACAUGUUCUGAAAUGAUAAAAUCAUGUUGGUACUUUUAUCGUUCAAAGUAAAUAAUUUCUCGCAAGCCUACGAGCCGCACUAAUAAUUAUUCGACUAGAUGAUCCCUUAUCAACUAUAUAUUUUUCUUAUCAAGGAUUUUGAUAUUUUUAUUAUUGAUAUUGAGUUUAUUAAUAUAAAUUAGAUUAUCAACUCAUAUUAUCAUUUAUGAAAUCCUUAGAGG
Molecule: messenger RNA, 1084 nt
Organism: Musa acuminata AAA Group (dessert banana)
Lineage: Eukaryota; Viridiplantae; Streptophyta; Magnoliopsida; Zingiberales; Musaceae
Exons: 2
Coding region: 1-534 (177 amino acids)
Source: RefSeq, a predicted model, not a curated record